CUGUUUUGUAAAAAUAUUUUGUCAAAAAUUACAUCUAGAUUCUAGAGUUUUAAAUAGAAUAAAUAGUUUCCUAAACCAAUUCUUAUAAUACUAGGUAGUUACAGAGAAAAGAGUAUUCUUAUUUAAAAAAAUAAAAUUACAUAGAGAAGGGUUAUUUAACCUACGAACUCAAGCAGAACCCUAAUCCGCAGAGCGCUUCAGUUUCUUACCUAAAAGAUUUUGAUUCUUAGUCAAACAAAUUUCCGACAUUCAUUCAUCGUCUGAACUUAUGGAGACAACAGAAGAGCACAGCAGACGGCGCCAUAAGCGUUCGAACGGUGAACAUUAUAAUGCGGUCUCAGUCGAUAGGCUCAGCGAUUUGCCGGACUCGUUACUCUGUCACAUUCUCUCUUUCCUCCCGACCAGAUUCUCCGUAAGAACCAGCAUUCUAGGUCAAAGAUGGCGGCAUCUCUGGUCUUACGUCACCAAUUUAGUUUUCCGCAACAAUUCUCAAGACGCCAUAAACAAGGUUUUGUAUCUACACAAACAUCGAAACAUUAAUACUUUUAGCCUCACCGAUGGGGUUGGCUGCAACGUCAAUCAAAUCGGUACGUGGAUUACUUAUGCCGUCGCGCGCAACGUGCAAAACCUCGAUCUCUAUUGUUGUCGGUAUAAAAUCGCUCUGCCUCGAUGCCUCUUCACAUGCGAAACCCUAGUUGAUCUGAAGCUGGACUCGUGUGGCGUAAUACCGAACGGUGGCGCUGCGGGCGCCCUGUUUUUGCCGCGCCUGAAGAAGCUUCAUCUAAUCCGUCUUCGAUACGAGGCUGAGGAGUCCCUCCCCCACCUUCUCUCCGGUUGUCCGAUGCUCGAGGAGUUGACGGUCUGUUUAUUCGUCAGUAGCUAUCCUCGUAAAAUAUCCUCACCCACAAUCAAACGACUCGCAAUCAGUCUUCAUUUAGAUGGUACGGCAUCUCGCAACCAAUUAGACUACGACCGCAGGCUGGAGAUAGACACCCCGCGCUUGUUUCUUUACUCUCGAUCCGUGGUGGAAUUUAUCGGUGGGCUCCACAAUGUUAAAUGCCUAAGAUUAGAGUUAUCGCAUUGUACAGAGAUGGUUGACUUGCUAUACUCUGCAUGGAGGAGUAUAAGUUUUCGUAACUUGACCGAACUCAAAUUGUCUUCCGAUUGUUUGUUUCUCUUGAAGUUCCUUGAAAAAGCGGAUAAUCUUGAAAUCCUUACUCUCUCGCAGGGUGGCGAUGCAAAGUGGAUUCAACCGAAACAAGUGCCGACAUGCCUAUUGUCUCGUCUUAGAGCUAUAAAGCUUGUUGGCGUCAGAGGUAAAGAGUACGAGUUUGCGAUUAUGAGAUAUCUUUUGUUGAAUGCUCGAGUCUUGGAGAGGAUGGAAAUAAUAUAUCCGCGGGAAAAGAUUGAAAUAAUGCUGAAGGAAAUCUCGCGGUUCGAACGAGGAUCCAAGGCAUGUAAAGUUGCUUUUAUUUCUAAAGGGGUAAGGGGCUCUGCAAAAUUAUCAUAA
Messenger RNA from Erythranthe guttata (spotted monkey flower), 1510 nucleotides. Lineage: Eukaryota; Viridiplantae; Streptophyta; Magnoliopsida; Lamiales; Phrymaceae. The record is from RefSeq and is a predicted model, not a curated record.